UCAGCAGCGGGAUGGCCGUAGCUGUGGCGGCGGCUGCAGACGCCCGAGCAGCCGCGGCCGCAGUGGAGGCUGAAGCCCGAGCGGCGUCGGCGGCGGCACCCCGGGGAGUUUAAGAUGGCGGCGGGGGGGGCGGCGGCGGCGGCGGCGGGCCUGCGGGAGGAGCAGCGUUACGGGCUGUCGUGCGGGCGGCUGGGACAGGACCACAUCACUGUACUGCAUGUGAAGCUCACCGAGACGGCGAUCCGCGCGCUCGAGACCUACCAGAGCCACAAGAAUUUAAUUCCUUUUCGACCUUCAAUUCAAUUCCAAGGGCUCCAAGGGCUUGUCAAAAUCCCUAAAAAUGAUCCCCUCAACGAAGUGCAUACCUUUAACUUCUAUUUGUCAAAUGUGGGUAAAGACAACCCUCAGGGCAGCUUUGACUGCAUCCAGCAAACUUUCUCCAGCUCUGGAGCCUCCCAGCUCAAUUGCCUGGGAUUUAUACAAGAUAAAAUUACAGUGUGUGCAACAAAUGACUCGUAUCAGAUGACCCGAGAAAGAAUGACCCAGGCAGAGGAGGAGUCCCGCAACCGAAGCACAAAAGUUAUCAAACCCGGUGGACCGUAUGUAGGGUUGGUACAGUUCAUUCACAGCUUACACAACAGACUUUUCAACACCCCGAAUCACCCAGACCAUACUUGCCCUAAUGGGAAAAGAGUGCAAAUUCGGAAAGCUCCUCAAGCUGUUUCAGAUGCAGUGCCUGAGAGGAAAAGGUCAACACCCAUGAACCCUGCAAAUACGAUUCGCAAGACACACGGCAGCAACAGUGUCUCUCAACGGCCGUAUCGGGACAGGGUGAUUCACUUGCUGGCACUGAAGGCCUAUAAGAAACCUGAGCUGCUGGCCCGGCUGCAGAAAGACGGUGUCAAUCAGAAAGACAAGAACUCCCUCGGAGCCGUUCUGCAGCAGGUAGCCAAUCUGAAUCCUAAGGACCUCUCAUACACCUUAAAGGAUUAUGUUUUUAAAGAGCUUCAAAGAGACUGGCCUGGAUACAAUGAAAUAGACAGACGGUCAUUAGAGUCAGUGCUCUCAAGAAAAUUAAACCCAUCUCAGAAUGCUGCCAGCACCAGCCGUUCAGAAUCUCCUGUAUGUUCUAGUAGAGACACUGCAUCUUCUCCUCAGAAACGGCUUUUGGAUUCAGAUUUCAUUGAUCCUUUAAUGAAUAAAAAGGCUCGAAUAUCUCACCUGACAAAUAGAGUGCCGCCAACAUUAAAUGGCCAUUUGAAUCCCACCAGUGAAAAAUCCGCUGCAGGCCUCCCGCCGCCCCCUGCAGCCGCUGCCAUCCCUACUCCUCCACCGCUGCCUUCAACCCACCUGCCUGUCUCCAACCCACCUCAGACUGUAAAUUCUAACUCCAAUUCCCCUAGCACUCCAGAAGGCCGGGGAACUCAAGACCUACCUGUUGACAGUUUUAGUCAAGAUGGUAGUAUCUAUGAGGACCAGCAAGACAAAUAUACCUCUAGGACUUCUCUGGAAACCUUACCCCCUGGUUCAGUUCUACUAAAGUGUCCAAAGCCUAUGGAAGAAAACCAUUCGUCUCACAAAAAGUCCAAGAAGAAGUCUAAAAAACACAAGGAAAAGGACCAAAUAAAAAAUCACGACGUUGAGAUGAUUGAGGAAAAGGAAGAGGACCUUAAAAGAGAAGAGGAAAUUGCCAAGCUGAACGACUCCAAUCCGGAUUCCAAUGAAGGAGUUAAAGAGGAUUGCACUGCCUCCACAGAGCCUUCUUCAACAAUUGAACUCCCAGAUUAUUUGAUAAAAUAUAUUGCCAUCGUCUCCUACGAGCAACGCCAGAAUUAUAAGGAUGACUUCAACGCUGAGUAUGAUGAAUAUAGGGCCUUGCAUGCCAGGAUGGAGACUGUGGCUAGAAGAUUUAUCAAACUGGAUGCACAGCGAAAGCGCCUUUCUCCAGGCUCAAAAGAGUAUCAGAAUGUUCAUGAAGAAGUCUUACAAGAAUAUCAGAAGAUAAAGCAGUCUAGUCCCAAUUACCACGAAGAAAAAUACAGAUGCGAGUAUCUUCAUAACAAGCUAGCUCACAUCAAGAGACUAAUAGGUGAAUUUGACCAACAGCAAGCAGAGUCAUGGCACUAGAGCUCUGCUUGGACCAGAAGAUGUGAAUAAACUUAAGCUUAUUUAUUUAAAAUUCCAAAUGAGUUGCUCUCAAAAUUCUAAAAAAUGAAACUUUGCCUGUUGAAAGUUUCAGUAUUAGUAAACUUGAGUUAUCUUUUUUUUUUUUUUCUUGUUUUCCCAUUUACUUUGCUUCCUUGCAUUUUUGAAGCUGCUUUUUCUGGUCCUUUCUUCCCCUUUAAGACUUGUGUUUGUCAAUAGAAAUAAUUUUUUUUAGAUAUUGGGGAUCCAGUGUCUGUACUUCAAAUCAAACUUUUUUCCUUAAAAACUGUGUUUGUCAUUAGAAAUGAUUUUUUUUUUUUAUUUAAGAUAUUGGGGAUCCAGUGUCCACACUUCAAAGUUACGUAUGUUAAAAAAAAAAAAAAAAAGCAGUAACAUGCAAGGUGAAAUGCUUUUGGAUAAACAUAAGCCUAUUUUCUGACCUUUCUUAAUGCGAACUCUUUGCCUUAAAUGGUAGAACAUUUAGAAAUUUGCACAAAAUACAAAAAAAAAAGUUAAAACAUUGUUUUGGAGGGUUAAGAAAUAGAAAGGUGUGUGAGUACGUGUAUAGAUCUAUACACACACUUGUAAUACAGGCUGACUUGAUCUAGAGCAGUAAAUUCGCCCUGCAAGUUAACCCCCCAUUGCAAUGGUUGCCUUAAGGUGUUUGCUAGUUGUGUAUCUAGUGUGGUUACUCAUCAGCUACACUGCCUCCCAUCUGAUUAGAGCAGUGGGAAGCACACUGUGGCCUACCAGCGUCUGAACGCGUGUGCUCGACCUGUGUGCGUGCAGAGGUGGUGUGGAUGUGAGCGUGCGUGGAGGAAAAAGCUGCUACCCUCAGUAGGCCAAACGCUCAGGUGAAACAACUGACGAGUGUUACUGUAGGUUUUUUUUUUCUGUCAAAUCGCUACUUCUAUCAUGGAAGACAAAAAGCAUUUCCAUUUCAACAGUUUGUCAGCUUUAUUAAUGUUGGGCAAAAUUGAUGUUAUGAAAAUGAAACAGAUCUAUAGUUUUGGGGCAAAAUUAUAACAUGAAACGUGUAGGUAACCUAUUUAUAUACUGCUAUAAAGUAUUUUUUGAAGAGAGAUAUGCAAAGAAGCUAUUACCUACAUGAAAUGUAUAUUUAAAGAUUUUUUUUUUUUUCAUCCUGGAUGCCAGGAAUAUAAAACAGAGCGGAUAUAUUUAACCAUAACAUACUGUGAUUCAUCAAACAGCACAAACUUUCAUUUCAUGGAGUUUAUCUGUUGACGUUGAUUUAAACUAUCAUUUGUUUUAUCAUGUGGGAACAUAAGUUAUGUGGUCAAAAAUAUAAGGAUUUUGAACUAAUGUUGAUACAAGUUGUGUUGUCUUAUCGUAUUGUUUUUCAAAGUGCUGCCAGUUUAAAAGGGAAGCAUUAUGUUUACAAAUAUGUUUUGAAAUGUUUGCCAAAAUAUUGGUGGUAUCUUUAAUAAAGAUGUUUGUCUCCAGCAUCCAAAAAAAUAAAUAUAUAACUUCGUUGUGUAUCGUUGUAAACCAGAAAAUGCUGGUAUCCAAAAAAACCUGAGAGAGCAUGUAGAUGGAAUUUUGUCUUUGGAGUUCCAAAACAUUAACAGGAAAGAGUAAAUAAUAUGGUAAAAGUACACUAUACAAAGACUAAAACAAGGCCCUGUGCACUAUAACUCUAAUACAUUACCACAGAAAUUUGAUUUCUACAUAGCAUGGACCUCCUAGGGAAUUUGAUUUUUUUUUUUUUUUUUUUUUUUUUUUUUAAGCAUUGAGUUCCCUGGUGCUCUUCCUUUUACCUCAGAAUUGGUACAAUCAUUGUGUUCAUUGAUAUCAAACUUUCAGUUGGAAAAAAAAAAAUAGGAAAAGAAACUUAACUGGGGAUAAACUUGGUCCUCACAUCAUUGUGGUGGAGUCUCCUGAGGGAUUCUUCCAUAGGUAAUGACCUCAUAGGAGUCAUUUCUUAGACACCGUGGCCUUUUAAUCAAAGACCAUGUGCUGCUACUUGCUAUGAAUGGUGUUUUUCAAAAGCAAGGUGCUCGGGCCACUUGCAUCCCCCAAAUUAGAAUCUCCGAAGAUGGGGAGAUAGCCACAUUUUCAUAAGUAUCCUCCAAGUGACUUCUGCAAGCUCAAGUGUGAGAACCUUUGGCUUGGAAGCGACUGUAAACAUUUAGGUCUCUAAAUCUCAAGAUCUUGAACUGAAAUUCAGCUGUUUGUUUUUUUUUUUAAAGCCCAUCUCUCAGCAGGUGCAAAUCAUUUUUCCUCUCAACAUCAUUUGAGGCACCCUCAAUUGUUUCACUGCCAGUUCUUACUUUAGAACUUGUUUACAAAUAAGGCAAACCUUCCGGUUGGCUGGCUAAUUGUUGGCCCUUGGAGCUCCUACCCACCUCCAUCAGCACGUCUUCUGGUUUACAAAUUGGGUAACAAUGGAAGCUGGAGAUGCUUUCUGAAAAUCCAGGAUUGCACGCCCACAGACUUGACCACCUACCUAUAAAAGCCUUAAUUUAGAUGUUUGUUGUGUACAUUGGGCAGAUCCUUGCAAAACGUGUAUCUGUCUGUCUGUUGCAAAUUUGAGAGUUGUAAAUCUCUGAAUCUGCUGUUACCUGAGACUGCAUCUCUUUUAAAGAUAGGCAUGGGCCUAUUAAAAUAUUUAUAUUUAUAAUCAUCCUUCAUCUCCUACUGCAAGAUUUUUAGAUUCUCUCAAAUAAUUGCUGCAGGAAUGGGUGGCCACGUAGUUACUCUGGUAGAAUUUAUUUAGGUUUAGUUUUGGUUCAAUUUUGUUUUGUUUUUAGAGAAAUAGUUAAGUGUAAAAUAGCAUUGUCAAGAUGAGACAAUGAGUUAUUAUUUGUUCAUCACAUUUCACCUAAAAUAAUUUGAAGCACUCUUGAAGAUUUUUACCAACACCCAUAAAUUAACUCCAGAAUGAAUGAGCAGCUGAUUUAAUACAAACCAAAAAUAGCAUCAACUAGAUGUGUUUUUUUUUGUUUUAUGUGAGGAUUUCACUUCCUGCCUUGUUGGUUAUUUAUUUCCCCGUGGAAUACUUGAGGGGUUAACUUUCAACUCUCAGUAGAGAUGAAUGUUCAGAACUUGCUCUCACAGAAGUAAUUGGUGUCAUCAGUUGAUAUCAUUGCUGCGUGCAUUGAUUAUAAAAAUCCAGUAUUAACCUUCCUUCGUCUCUGACUGAUCUUUUAACCUUUAUAGGAGUUUUCUUUUCCCUUAAAAUAUUUCACCUUACUCUGUCAAACAAGUGCAUAUUUUCAUGUUUGAAACAAGGUGUUGAAAUGAGGUUUAGACACAAACGGUCCAUCAGUUCCCACCCUCUGCUUGGUUGCCUUGCCCCUCCCACUAGCGCGUUCUUUGCUUCUGGAACUUGACUGAAACUCUCCAGCCAGUUUCCUGGUCUUGCUGGCCCUGUGAGUGUGAGUCACGUAUGUGUGGUUUUUGCCUUUACUACUUUUAAGGCUCUUAGAGUGUAUCCCUUGCCUAAGUGUUACUAAAUCCUUCUCUUGUGGACCUGAUGGGGAAAAAAUCAACAGCCAGCUUUGAGACGAACCUCUUGGGAAAAGAUAUUAACUGACACAACUAAGUGAAGGCAACAGAAGAUGUUAUCCGUGUCCUCUGUAACCUGAAAACUGAACAAGGCUAUGAGGCUCAUUUCAAUAUGUUGAAGUGUUAAAAAAUAUAUACAUAUAUAUCUACGCUGUUUUCGGUUGUUCCACCCAAACCGUUUUAGGAAGGUAAGAUGUCACAGGGACUCUUCCGUUGUUCUGAGCUCAGCAGCUGUGGUGGCCCCUGUUGUUCUACACCAAUUUCAGUUCAAUAAAAAUGUCAACUUUGCAA
Dama dama (fallow deer) is the source of this 5964-nucleotide messenger RNA. It is a transcript of the gene ELL2, whose product is annotated as elongation factor for RNA polymerase II 2. Gene Ontology annotation, biological process: transcription elongation by RNA polymerase II; positive regulation of transcription elongation by RNA polymerase II; snRNA transcription by RNA polymerase II. Gene Ontology annotation, cellular component: transcription elongation factor complex. The coding region runs from base 115 to 2127 and encodes 670 amino acids. NCBI's taxonomy places the organism in Eukaryota, Metazoa, Chordata, Mammalia, Artiodactyla, Cervidae. The record is from RefSeq and is a predicted model, not a curated record. The transcript is spliced from 13 exons. Gene Ontology annotation, molecular function: cis-regulatory region sequence-specific DNA binding.